Molecule: messenger RNA, 569 nt
Organism: Strongylus vulgaris
Lineage: Eukaryota; Metazoa; Nematoda; Chromadorea; Rhabditida; Strongylidae
Source: the annotation of a GenBank genome assembly
AUGGAGGUAGCAAGGUAUAAUUCUGCUGCUCAGCACCAGACUAUCCAGCAUACUGUUGUUAGUCCACUGCUAAAAUCGCGUUCAGAGGUUCUGCGGAUAAUAGAAGAGCUGUCGGAAAAACGCUAUGCAGAAGUUGUAGAGAUGAUGUUGCCUGUUGGAGAUAUCCUAGUACAUUGUUUGGAUACCUCAUUACUCAAGCAGAAGACACUUUCUGAUGUUUUUCCACCGAUAACCAAGUUCUACAUGGUGGCCUACUGUGCAUCAACACGUCGCAUAGCAUUUGGUGGUAAAAACGGCACAUGCAUUGUACAUGAGCUUAGAGCAGCUAAAGCCCAUGUAGGUUUUCACCUUUUCAUGCUUUUGAUCAACUUUUACGCUUUUUUGGAAGAAUCAGGCCAGCUCAUACAGAGCUUACAAGCCCAUCAAGGUCCCGUAACAGCCGUUGCCUUCUCAGAAGAUGGCAAAUAUCUAGCUACUUACGGUGGGCAAGAUGCCAAAAUCAACUUCUGGCAGACUAGUCAAACUUUCUUGGUGAGGUCUUUGGGUAGCAUUCCAAUGUCCUGCUAGUG